UAAAGUUUCCAUCACUCCAACUCCUUUCUCUCUGUCUCCUUUCAUUCCUCUUCUCUCACUUCACUCUCUCUCCUCAACAACCACCAUCCGCCGCCAUCUCAACCACCACAUUUCAACUGCGCCGGCACAUUUUCCCGCUAAAUUUCACAAGAUACCCUUCUGCCACCAACCCCUUUUAGCUUCACUUGUACGGUUCCACUUCUGUAAUUUCCCAACUUCUUCAGUGCAUUAUUAGUAACCUCUAUUCCCCCCCUUUUUUAGGGUUCCAAACUCAAAACUCAAAUUUAUUUCUUCAUUUUUUCUUGGUUAACCCUUCAAAUUCUCUGCAUUUAUCUGUUUGAUAAAUAAUUUAACGGCUUCCACUUUUUCUGUUUGUUUUAUAGCCGUUACACUCCCACUUUAGCACAAAACAAGAAAAAAAGGAGGAAUAAAAUUGGAAUUUUUUUACUUGAAUUUGUGUAAUUUCUUCUGGGUUUUACCAAUCUAAUUAAAGUAUGAAAUGGAUUUUUUGAUGUUCUCCAUUUUGAGCUAAAAAUCUUGAUUUUGAGUUGGUGGUGUUGUGAAGAAUGAAGAAGCUAAUUAGUGUAUUAAUCCUGUUAGUUUUGGGAUUAUUUCCAAUUUGUGAGAGUUCCUCAUCAUUAAGCCCAUCAUUAAAUGAUGAUGUAUUGGGACUAAUUGUAUUCAAAGCAGAUAUUAGAGACCCAACCGGGAAAUUAGCUUCUUGGAAUGAAGAUGAUGAUAGUCCAUGUAAUUGGGAUGGUAUCAAAUGUAACCCUAGAUCCAACCGUGUUUCUGAGCUGAAUCUAGAUGGCUUUUCGCUUUCCGGUAGGCUCGGCCGAGGCCUUCUACAGCUCCAAGCUCUCCGGAAGCUUUCGCUGUCGAAGAACAACAUCACAGGGAGUCUCAGCCCUGCAUUUGUGAGGCUUUCUAACUUGAGGAUACUUGAUUUGAGUGAAAAUAGUUUUUCUGGUGUUUUGCCACCUGAUUUUUUUAGACAAUGUGGGCCUUUAAGAAAUGUUAAUUUAGCUAAUAACAACUUUUCAGGGCAGAUCCCUGAUAGUUUGAGCUCAUGUGUUGGAAUUUCUGUGCUUAACUUGUCUGCUAAUCAGUUUUCUGGGUCUUUGCCUGCUGGGAUUUGGGGUUUGCAAGGGUUAAGGUCACUUGAUCUGUCUUAUAAUCUGUUGAAUGAUGAAAUUCCUACGGGAAUGAAUGGUUUAUCCAACCUGAGAACCAUUAAUUUGAGACGAAACCGGCUUACCGGGCGAAUCCCAGGUGACAUUGGAGGGUGCUCCUUGUUGAAAUCAAUUGAUUUCAGUGGGAAUUUGUUUUCUGGGAAUUUGCCAGUUUCAUUGCUGAACUUGAGUUUUAUAGGGUAUCUUAAUAUGGGGGAGAAUUCCUUUGUGGGUCCGGUUCCUGAAUGGAUUGGAGGGACGAAAGGGCUUGAGAAUCUGGAUCUCUCGGCUAAUAACUUCACUGGUGUUUUGCCAACUUCUGUGGGAAAACUUAGGUCUUUGAAAGUGUUAAAUAUGUCAAUGAAUUCUUUGAGUGGUAGCUUACCAGAAUCUAUGGCUGGUUGUGUAAGCCUUCAAGUCAUAGAUUUUAGGCAGAAUCUGUUGACUGGUGAUCUACCUAAGUGGAUUUUUAAGGUGGCUUUGCAAGAAAUCCUGCUCUCAGAAAAUAAAAUAGGUGGAAGCCUAGGUGAUUCACUCACCUCAGCUGAAAAAGUCUCACAUCAAAGCCUUGAGGUGUUGGAUUUGUCCCAUAAUGUAUUGACUGGGGCAAUUCCGUCAUCACUUAGUAAUUUCAGCAGCUUGGAGUUGUUGAAUUUGUCUAAGAACACUUUGACAGGCUCUAUUCCAAGCAAUGUUGGGGAAUUAAGAGCGAUAAAUGUUCUUGAUCUAAGCGAAAACAAGUUGAAUGGGAGCAUCCCUACUGAAAUUGGAAAAGCUACUUCUCUACAGGAGUUAAUACUGGAAAAGAACUUCAUUGAGGGGAUCAUACCUCCUUCUCUUGAGCAUUGUUCUUCACUCUCAGUACUGAUAUUAUCUCAUAAUAGUCUGGAGGGUCCUAUACCUUUAGCUCUAUCAAAACUUGCUGACCUACAAAUUGUGGAUCUUUCUUCCAACGACCUUAGUGGAACAAUGCCAAAACAACUAGCUAAUCUCCAACAUCUCAUUUCCUUCAACAUUUCCCACAAUAAUCUCCAAGGUGAACUGCCUGGUGGUUUCUUUAACACAAUAUCCCCAUCUUCUGUCUUGGACAACCCAUCCCUUUGCGGCUCCGCUGCAAAAAGAUCUUGCUCCACUGUCCUUCCCAAACCCAUUGUUCUAAAUCCCAAUUCCACGGGCGAUGCCUUCUCUGGUUCUUCUCUACCUUCUACACUUGGUCGCAAGAAAAACCUCCUGAGCAUAUCCUCCCUCAUUGCGAUUGGAGCUGCAGCAGUAAUUGUAAUCGGUGUGAUUGCCAUCACAGUUCUCAACCUUCGUGUUAGAGCCUCAACAUCUCGCUCUGCUGCUGCACUUGCAUUAUCUAAUGGUGAUGAUUUCAGUAAUUCCCCCUCUACGGAUGCAAACUCUGGAAAGCUGGUCAUUUUUUCAGGAGAGCCAGAUUUCAGUACCGGGACCCACGCUCUCCUCAAUAAGGACUGCGAGCUAGGUCGUGGUGGGUUUGGAGCUGUCUACCGAACUGUUCUCCAAAAUGGUCGUCCUGUUGCUAUAAAGAAGCUUACUGUUUCAAGUCUUGUUAAAUCCCAGGAUGACUUUGAACGGGAGGUGAAGAAGUUGGGUAAAAUUAGGCACCCUAAUCUCGUCACACUUGAAGGGUAUUAUUGGACUCAAUCGCUUCAACUUCUUAUCUAUGAAUUUAUUUCCGGUGGAAGUUUACAUAAGCAUCUUCAUGAAGGUGGAGGCGGGAACUUUCUCUCAUGGAAUGACCGGUUCAACGUUAUUGUUGGGAUGGCUAAAGGUUUAUCUCACUUACACCAAUUGAAUGUCAUCCACUACAAUCUGAAAUCCAGCAACAUUCUCAUAGAUGGGUCGGGUGAGGCUAAAGUGGGUGAUUUUGGGUUAGCGAGAUUGUUGCCAAUGCUAGAUCGGUACAUUUUAAGCAGCAAGAUACAGAGUGCACUUGGAUACAUGGCGCCUGAAUUUGCAUGCCGAACAGUAAAAAUAACAGAGAAGUGUGAUGUUUAUGGUUUUGGAGUUUUGGUACUUGAAGUGGUAACUGGAAAAAGACCUGUUGAGUACAUGGAGGAUGAUGUGGUAGUUCUGUGUGACAUGGUUAGAGGAGCACUUGAAGAAGGGAAGGUGGAAGAAUGCAUUGAUGAGCGGUUGCAGGGUAGAUACCCAGCUGAAGAAGCCAUUCCAGUGAUGAAGUUAGGAUUGAUUUGCACAUCACAGGUGCCAUCAAACAGGCCUGAUAUGAGAGAGGUAGUUAAUAUCUUGGAGUUAAUCAGGUGUCCUUCGGAAGGCCAAGAAGACUCAGGGUAAGUAACUAGAUAUUAACAAGCUGAAAUUUACAGUUGAAUUAUCCGGCGAAGAGGAAUCCGGUCUGUGUAUUUGCAAGAAAACAAGCUUAAGGUUGUUAAAAAUUAAUUUAUUCUCUCAUUGCUACUUCAUUUUUUUUAGGUCCUCUGCUUUUGUAAUUUGUAGUUUUCCACUGUAUGUUGUAAGCAGGGAGUAGUUCUUGUCGGAUUCCUCUUCACCGGGUUCAAAUUUGGCAACCCAUUUUGGAUAUCUAUCUGUAGCCUGUAGGUAGUUUUCACUUUUCAAUGUUCUAUUUAUGAUUGUGAAAUGAAAAAUGUAAGAAGUUGAUAUU
This is a messenger RNA of Spinacia oleracea (spinach), 3816 nucleotides long. RefSeq names its product probable LRR receptor-like serine/threonine-protein kinase IRK. Bases 567 to 3488 code for a protein of 973 amino acids. The transcript is spliced from 2 exons. Lineage: Eukaryota; Viridiplantae; Streptophyta; Magnoliopsida; Caryophyllales; Amaranthaceae. Gene Ontology annotation, biological process: protein phosphorylation. Gene Ontology annotation, molecular function: receptor serine/threonine kinase binding; protein kinase activity; ATP binding. The record is from RefSeq and is a predicted model, not a curated record.